CCAGGAAAGUCACACUGGAACAUUGUAAAGGAAUAUGGAGAUGAACAAGGGUUGUGGUGUAGACUGAAUAAUGUAUCUCCUUCUCUUUGUCCACUUCCUACAGUGUUGCCUGUUGUUAGUCCACUCCUGUUCGUCUCUGUGUUUGUGUGUCUAUCAAAAUGGGAGUAAUGGGACAAGACUCAGAUUUGUGUCGUGUCGUGAUCGUCGCAUGUCAGUAAUUCCCUCUGAUGCCCCAGCCGACACGGUCAAGUUCCGCCUGGAGAAGACUGCCAUCUCCAGGGUGCCUCGUGCUGCCUUCUUCUACCUGUCUGAGCUGCAGUAUCUGUGGCUGACCUACAAUACCAUCAACACCAUCCAUCCUAGCAGCUUCGUCAAUUUAAAAGUCCUGCGUGAACUGAGAUUGGAUGGAAACCUUCUCUCUGCCUUUCCCUGGGAGGCACUGAGGGACAUGCCUCGCUUGCGCAGUUUGAGCCUCCAUAACAACCGACUCUCCAGCCUCCCUGCCCAUGCUUCUCUCUUUCUUCCACACGUCACAUAUCUUGACCUCUCCAGCAACAGGUUGACCACUUUGCCCUCUGAGCUUCUGGACCUUUGGCUUCCACUCCCUAGGCAGUCAGAAGAACCAACGCUGAGAAGAGUGUUAGGUCUCCAAGAUAACCCCUGGCUGUGUGACUGCCAGAUCUCUGUGUUGACAACCCUCUCCAAGUUCCCAGGAAGCCCUCUAUUCCUGACGGAUCAGUUACUGUCCUGCAGCAUGCCUGAUAAACAACUUGGGGUCUCUCAGACAGAUCCAUCCCAGUGCAUGAGACCUUCUGUUCAACCCUUGGCCACUAAGGUCACCUCCCCAUUGGGUAGCAACGUUAUACUCCGUUGUGAUGCCACUGGCCACCCCACGCCAACCAUCAAUUGGACCAAAGUGUCUGUCUUCAACACUGAAUGCUGCCAGCAACCGGACAACAUAGAAAUAUCUGAAAAUCUACCUAGGAACUUAGACAGCUUUAUGCAGGAAUCUCCUCGAGUAGGAAGAAGAUGGUCCAUCAUCAGCCUCAAUGGAAUUUCAUACAAAGAUGCAGGGGAAUACCGCUGUCAAGCACAGAAUAUGGCUGGAACAGCAGAAGCUUACAUUAGGCUUAAGGUAGUGGGAUUUUUUGCUGAACCCCCAUCCAUUAAAAUCAAAGCCCAGACAACUCCACUUAAAUCUUCAUUGAAUUAUAAGAAAUCCCCUCUUGUGCAAAAUACAAAACAAACAUCAGCUAUUAUUUCAAUAUCUGACCCCCCCAAAAAGACGGUGACUCUGAAACGCAUUAAACCCCUCAUUUUUGCUAACAAAACUCAAAAAGCAAACGGUGUUCCCACCACACUUUUAAAAAAAAGACUAUUACUUAACAAAUCUGUGAAAAAAAAGAAGUAAUAAUACCUCUAUCCAAUAUCAAAAGGAAAAGACCAGGAUUAAAUUAUCACAAGUAAAACAUUUCUCAGACGUCCAAAAAAUACUUCUCAGAACAAAAGUUAAGUCCCAGUUGUCCUUUAUUGGGGACAAUUUAUGAACAGAAGAUUAGGGAUAGGGAUAUUAACCUGCAGAGGGCACUCUAAAUACACUGAGUGACUCCUUACUGUGGGGCCUUUUACCUGCAAAACAGGAAGGAGGGAAUUGAAAUAAAGCAAUU
Molecule: messenger RNA, 1667 nt
Organism: Osmerus eperlanus (European smelt)
Lineage: Eukaryota; Metazoa; Chordata; Actinopteri; Osmeriformes; Osmeridae
Gene: lrit3b
Product: leucine-rich repeat, immunoglobulin-like and transmembrane domains 3b
Exons: 6
Coding region: 71-1411 (446 amino acids)
Molecular function (GO): protein binding
Source: RefSeq, a predicted model, not a curated record